Messenger RNA from Pedinophyceae sp. YPF-701, 924 nucleotides. Lineage: Eukaryota; Viridiplantae; Chlorophyta; Pedinophyceae. The record is from the annotation of a GenBank genome assembly.
AUGUGCAAGGCCCGGCGCACUGUGUCGAACGUGGCCAGGAGGGCGCUGAGCACCGCCUCGCAGGACUACGCGGCCGGGCUCACGGACGAACAGGUGGAGCAGUACCGGCGGGACGGGUACGUGGCGCUCGAGGGGUUCGCGUCGCGCGAAGAAUGCGCGGGGCUGAUGCGGCGCAUGGGGAUGAUCGUGGAGCGGUUCGAUCCCGCCGAGCAGCGGAGCGUGUUCUCCACGCGGAAGCAGAAGAGCGACGACUACUUCAUGAGGAGUGCCUCGGGCAUCGGGUACUUCCUCGAGGAGGGGGCGCUGGGCGCCGACGGCGAGCUCACGGUACCCAAGGACCGCGCGAUCAACAAGGUCGGCCACGCAUUGCACGACAUCGACCCAGAGUUCAGGUCGUUCUCGCGGUCGGAGCGCUUCCAGGGCGUGCUGCGGUCGCUGGGCUACGCGCAUCCUACGCCGGUGCAGUCCAUGUACAUCUUCAAGCAGCCCGGCAUCGGCGGGGAGGUCGUGCCGCACCAGGACUCGACGUUCCUGUGGACGGACCCGAGGCCCAGCUGCGUGGGGUUGUGGCUGGCGCUGGAGGACGCGGACGAGGGCAACGGGUGCAUGUGGUUCGCGCCCGGGUCGCAGGAGCAGGGCGUGGGGCGGCGGUUCGUGCGCGCGGAGGGCUCGGGCGGCCCCGUGACGUUCGACCGCGACGUGCCGCCGGAGUACACCAGCGCGGACCUCGUCCCGGUGCCGGUGCCGGCGGGCACGCUGGUGCUCAUCCACGGGGAGGUUUUGCACAUGAGUAAGGAGAACACGGGGACGCGGUCGCGGCACGCGUACACGCUGCACGUCGUCGAGGGCGGCGAGGGGUACACGUGGUCUCCGGAGAACUGGCUGCAGCGGGACGACGCGCUCCCGUUCGAGCCCAUGUACUGA